AUGGCUGACCAAACCCAAAACCAAUCCACUUCACCUUCCACCCCUGAUCAAGUAGCCAUGCAAGAGGCAGCAUUCCUGGCUGCUAGUCGCAGGCUUGCUGCCCAAGCCCACACCAUCCCCAAACUCGCUAGAAGAUCCCGGAGAAAUCCCUUGACCGUUAGGCCUUCUGUGUUCAAGAGAGGAGGAAGCACCGAGAGCAUGCCUAGGCCAACACCUGCCGUAUCCAUUGAAAGCGAAAGGAAGAGACACGAUGAUACGGAGGUGUUUGGCAGCAUCCUAAGUACCUUGGAGCAAGAAGGUGGACUGCCCGAGGCAGGGCUAGAAGAGGCUGAGAAGGAAGAUAAGAAGAGAGGGAAGCAGCUAGAAGAGGAUAAGAAGGAAGAUAAGAAGAAGAAGAAGAGCAAGGCAAAGAAGGCUGGAGGGGCGGAGUGUUCACGUCAUUGCAAGGCAAGAAAGAACAGAGAGCAAAAGGAUGAUGAUAAAGAUGAAGAGGCCAAGAAGGAAAGGAAGAAGAAGGAGAAAAUGGAGAGAAGAUUGCGCCGACGUGAGAAGAGGCGCCUGAGAGAAGAAGAAGAAGCAAGGCAGAGAGCUACGAGCCCUGAGAAGGAUAGAGAAUCAACCUCUGUAAGGGAGAAUAGGGGGAAACGACACAGUUAA
Benincasa hispida (wax gourd) is the source of this 657-nucleotide messenger RNA. NCBI's taxonomy places the organism in Eukaryota, Viridiplantae, Streptophyta, Magnoliopsida, Cucurbitales, Cucurbitaceae. The record is from RefSeq and is a predicted model, not a curated record.